CUAGCUUUCUAACUGAGCUCGGUGUUUGGUGUCAGUAAGCAGAGCGAUGCUCGCCGUCUGAGAGACGGGGUUUAAAUCAAACGGAGCCCCCCUGGUACACAGACUUGUGAUUGGCACCAGGCAAUAACAAGAAACAUGGUGACCAAGAAAGUGAGGACAGAAUAUAUGAAGAAGUUCAGGGACCCCAAAUGGGAGACGUUUUCUAAAUGCUAUGAGGACUCUGUGAAGUACCGUCUGACUCGCCGGGUGAUAGAACAUUCCCACAAGCCCUGGUUCUGGGAGGGCUGGGACAGCGGCUCUGACUCCAGCGGCUGGUCAACACCAAGGCUGACCAGGAACAAAGUGGUUCCUCUGUCUCUCCCGCUGCCGCCCACAUCCUUGGAGGUCAAGCAGAGGUUGUUGGAGUCGAAGACCAGUCCUGUGCAAAAGCCACCGUGCGAGGAUGGAGAGACUGACGUGGGGGACCGGGACGCUGCGGUUGUAGAUGCGGCACAAACCACAGCAGCAGUUGUAGAAAAUGGUGUGAAUGAGGCCGGUGGCAGUUCUGUGGCGGUGGCUCCAACAAACAGCGCACCCUCAGACGACACACCGACAGACAACGGGCCAGCCGACUCGGCGUCUUCUGAUGGGGAGCCAGUAAACCCAGUACCCCGACGGCUACGCCGCCGCCACACGCCACGCUCUGAGCAGCCGCACAGAGACAGUUCCCAGGAUGACAAACCAGCUGUGAUCCGUAAACCGCCGAGAGCAAAGAGCACGCCGGUGAUCAGCACCAAGGAGAAGGAGAACCAGAGACCGUCCAGCCGGCUGGACUGGAGCGAGAGACAGAUGGAGGUCAAGAGGACAACCAAUGAUAGUCACACUUCUGAUGCCUGCGUUCAGACCCGCAGGGAGUCUGACAAGCGGAGCUCCAGGCCGGACCGCCGGCGGGCUCGAUCGGCUGACCUGGAGAAGAUAAGACGCUCGCAGCUGAUGGUGGUGGACGACCGCUGGAUGACAGAGUACAUGCGCUGUUUCUCCGCCCGGCUUAGGUAGAGAUGGGCUCCACCUAGAAUCCCUAAAUACCAAGUUUCCUUACGUGCAAAUAUCAGGAGGAAAUCACGUAUCAUUUUAAUUAAUAAUACAGAGAGAGAACCGUGUUGCCACAAGCAAACACCGCUCACUGCGUUGUCUCCUUAGUUGACAGAGAAAUAACAAAUAAAGUGAAGAAGUGGGAAGAGCUACUGAUUUAGAUCCAGUUGAUAAAGUUCUAAAUAGUUUAUGAACAUCAAGUUUACAAUUUUAUCUUUCUGUACAUGGGUAAUUACAAAAAGUACCUUUAAAUAUUUUAUAAUAAAGAUCAGAGAUUAGAAUCUUUUAACAGAUUUGGGACUAUUUUUACAUAUAUCUUUGGGAUUUCAGUAAUGAAAUGACACGAAACAAAUCUAAUUAACUUAAAAUUAAUGUAAUUCCCUUCUCUCUGGGAUCUUAGAUAACUUCUCUCAGUUACUGGGUGAAUUAGCGCGUCAGCCAGGAGGGUGUCACUCCUCAUAUGAGAAAGGAACAGUGUUACACGAGUGUGUCUGAUCAUUGAGCAGCAGUUAUCAGCUAGACUGCAGCGUCCUUUGGAAGAUGUUUGAUGUAAGAUGUGCGCUUACAUCAGCGUUUAUCUGCAUUCACAACCUUGCUGCUUUGGCUUCCUGAUGGAGACAAAAAGCUCUUAAAAGCAACUGUAGCAGAGGACGGACACAGCUCGCAGUUGUUAAUGCGCCCCCAAGUGGUCAGAAGCUGCAGCUUUAAGCGCUAAAAUGCUCCAACGCUCUUUUUUUAAUUCAAAAUAUUUUUAUUGAGUAUUUGUGGAUAUAGUUUACAAAGAAAAAAAAGAAGACGGAAAACACAAACUGUUUACAAUGAAUACAAAACAGAACUUCUCAUGUUGGAACAUUUUCCCCCCUUAUUAUUUACCAAACAAGCAACGAGAAAAAAGAAAAAAAAACAAAAAGAGAGAAAAUAAACGAACCCCCCACUCCUCCCCCCCCCCCAACAAAAUAACAAAAGCCACAACCCGGGAGGGAUUAUGAUAUUAACUAGCCCUUUCCAUAAGAAACACACAGAAGUUAGCUACACCAUCACUGAGCUUCACGUUCCCGUUAAGACAGACAGACAUCCGACCACUAUGGAGAAGCAAAUCCGUUAGUCAGCUGGAACAUCCUUAAGUUGAAGUUUAGAGAAGUUUUCCAGAAAGAGACCCCAAAUUUUAUCAAAUGUGCCCUUUUGGUUCUGGAUGGAGCAGUGGAUCUUUUCCAGACUGAGACACGACAUGAGAUCAGCAAGCCACCGAACAUGGGAGGGCGGGGUUGAGAGCUAGUUUCAGGCCGGUAGCCUUGUUCAAAGUGCAGAAAACCUCCCAAAAAUUUGCCAGGGCAGGGCAGGUCCACCAAUGCUCUUUUUAGUUAAUUUCAUCUAUGCAAUAGGUGUGCAGAACAUUUAUUAUGACUUGUAUGGUAUAGCCUUUCCCACGUCUUCACUUGAUGUCAAAUUACACGGGAUUAUUUAUGAUAAACUAACGAGACAACAGGAACAGUGUUUUUUUGCUCCAGUAUCCUGUCAGAGCGAAUCGCUACUGUCGAGAGAGAAAGAAAAAUACUAUCCUUAAAUUUCAGACUAAAGCCCAUUUAUGCAAAAGUUAUUAACCAUCACCUUUCUUUAAUUUUCUUUUUUUGUUGUUGGCUUUCCCUACGACAGUAACGAUUGGAUCUGCAGGAACAGUUCAGAUUUCUGUUUCUGAACACUUUCAGAUGAAAUUGACUGAACUGUGUUUCUCUGGUGUUGUUUUUUGUAUGAGAAUGAACAAUAAAAAUAACUCUUUCUUAGAUUUUCUAUACAUAUAUCUACAAAAAAACAAAAAAACACAUCCACGUCACUUUUGAAUGUAUUUAGUUUCUCAGCAUGAAAGAAAGCUCAACUGCUCUGCUUUCAUUUAGAGCUCAUUUCCAACACAAAUUCUGGUUUUCAGUUCUCUCUCAUGAAGCCAGCUGUGUAUUUACACCUCAGAGAGUUUGAUCGGAGAAAGGCCCAAACUGGAAUUUUUGAUAUCUGUGUAUUUUGGAUAUGAGGAGUUGAGCUUAGAUUAAAAGAAGUUAGAAACACAUGAUAUGCCAAAUAAAGCUCAAAUCUAAGGUAUUUUUACAGAAAAGGUUAGUAUAUUAAAUUGUAAUCAUUGUAAUAGAUCUAAAUAGAUCAGGUAACUGUUAAGCAUACAGUAUAUUUAUUGCAGAGUGUAGUUGGUGUGUUUUCACUUUGGGCAGCUUUUUUUUUUUUAAAUUGACUUUUAAUCAGAAAUAACCUGCAAUUUUGACACAGUGUGUAGUGAAUACUCCACAGGAAAAAACCUUUUAGGGUAAUUACGCAAAACUAGAUGCUUCUAAAACUUUUAAGUGAAAUAAGGAGCAGUCAUUAAAAAGUAUCGCUGUACUGUUGUCACUCUUAUUCUUUUAAAGACAGCCAGAACGUAUCAGAAUUCCAGUUUAAAUCCAGGCGUUUCUGCAGCGUCCUGGUCCACCAGGGCUGAAACAGAGACCUACAUGUUUCCAUCAGCGUGAAGAAAAGCGCACGUGUUAAAGCGUUCUGAGUUUGUGGCGUCUGUUAUCUGUUGAUUUUAACUCAAGAUUGUAAAUACACUGUGAGGUCAUGGCUGUGUCUCAUGACUCAAACUGAGGGCUAAUCGUCAUUAUGUACCAAGUUUACAGUUUUACACUCAAAUUCACUGAGAAUGCUUGUCGUUUUCACACCAACCGAACCUCUUCACUCUGAAUGUUCACAGCUCUUCGUGUUUGUCCUGACACCACAGGAAGACUCUAGUAUUUUCUAACAGUCCAACUUUAAAAACCAGUGUUUGUGCUGUAGGUGGUGACGGAGAUGUCCACACACUUUACUGAAGUAAAAGCACUAAUGGUUAAAAAAAAAAAGACUCAGUCGUGACUAAAUGUUUUGUUGUGUAAGAGUAGCAAGUAUGGUUUUGCAAUUAAUAUGUUUGUCAAUUGACUAAUUCUGUUAGAGCUGUGAGAAAAUCUAGUAUGAGUGCACAGGGUUCAAAUAUCAGAGUUCAGAAAGUUGUAAAGCUUCAUCCAUGUGCUCAAAACAUGUUUUAUCUAAAGUACAUGAGCAUUUGUUUCUGCGUUGCUUCAACCUGAAUGUGUUCUCAUUGUCGGUCAACGUGAACAGUUAACAUCAUUUUCAGCAUCACUGUCAACUGCAGCUAUCAAAUAUAACAUGAGGCAUAAUGUGAUGUUGUUAAAACUGAGGGUCCGUGCAGUGGAUUCACUCAGAAACCGAGUGAUUGUAAACACAGCUGUUAAAGACCUCAGAGUGAGAGUGGGUAAACAUACCUGUAGAGCUGCCGUGGAUGCAAAGGUCACGCUUUGGUUAUUUAUCUUCAUAACGCAUUUGAAACGUAUGAAUGUCGAGACAAUCACUAGAAAUGAUUUGAGGUGAUUUGAAAGUGAAAAAAACCUAAAUAUGUAACACAUAAGAUAAGCUGUCAUAUAGAGUGGACGUAGGUGGACUUGGUGUAGCAGAAAAUGUUGCUUUCUUGUGUGGUUUACCAGCAACAGAUAAGAAGAAAUGUGUAUCAUAUGUCUGAGUAUUUAAUCCUGUUGGCAUAUUUUGCCCACUGUAUUUGUAUUUAAAAACAUGCACAGGUUAUAUUUUCAUUCACUUUAAUGCAUUGCUGUGAAUAAAUUAUUUGAAUAAAAUCUGAUUUGAAGAGUU
This is a messenger RNA of Pelmatolapia mariae (spotted tilapia), 4749 nucleotides long. It is a transcript of the gene ccsapa, whose product is annotated as centriole, cilia and spindle-associated protein a. The record is from RefSeq and is a predicted model, not a curated record. NCBI's taxonomy places the organism in Eukaryota, Metazoa, Chordata, Actinopteri, Cichliformes, Cichlidae. Gene Ontology annotation, cellular component: ciliary transition zone; ciliary basal body; spindle. Bases 136 to 1035 code for a protein of 299 amino acids. Gene Ontology annotation, biological process: regulation of mitotic spindle assembly. The transcript has 4 exons. Gene Ontology annotation, molecular function: microtubule binding.